Molecule: messenger RNA, 608 nt
Organism: Alternaria rosae
Lineage: Eukaryota; Fungi; Ascomycota; Dothideomycetes; Pleosporales; Pleosporaceae
Exons: 2
Coding region: 1-597 (198 amino acids)
Source: RefSeq, a predicted model, not a curated record
AUGCUACCGGAAUGUAAAGGCUUAGUUGAUCUAUUGAUGCGCUUCACACCAGCACAAGACAGCGUGUUACAUCAUCUCAACAUUCGCGACAUCGUUGCACUUUCUCGCACCACCAAGGCGUUCAGUGAAUACGUUGGUCUAGUGGAACGCACGCAGUUCGAUAUCAACAAAAGACUAGGGCAUUUCUUCAUAGACCCGAAAGGGUUUCGUACGCUACAGGCGAAACAUAACAUCCUUAUCAGCGGAUGUCGUGCGUUCGGCUUCAUGCCGAGGAAGUCGCUGAGCCCCGCAUCGAAAGAAGCUAAUACAGGCAUACUGGAAAGACUUCUCGUGCAAAAAGGAAUACACGCCGAGGCUCUGACAUCGUUUCUUGUGAGCGAAGGCUACAAGCUCAUAAUUAAGAACGCUAUACCAGGCACUACUUUCAAGUGCCCAAUCAUGGUUCAUACCAGCGCUCAGGAAUCUCAAUAUGUGGGAAUCACCCAGACAGAGACGCCUCCGUUCUCCUGGAUAAAGACCGCUACGUUGACAUGCGACGUCAACUUUAUCACUUGGAAUAAGGCAUGCUCAGCAUUUGCGUACCAGGCCUUCAUCUGACGAGAGGGCUA